CGCCAAAAGCACCCCCACGCCCAAGCUCGAGCCCUUUAUUAUUAUGGUCCGCUUAUUGCAAACCAAUAUGCAAUCCCUCGUACUAGCACACCCCCGAUUUAAUCAUUCGCCAUGCAGUUGACCCGCGACGAAAUCGAGAAACACAACAGCAAAGACUCCUGCUGGGUCGCCAUCCACGGCUCCGUUUACGAUGUAACUGACUUCGUUGACUCCCACCCCGGUGGACCUCAUGUCAUUCUCCGCUGUGCCGGCAAAGACGCAACCGAGGACUUCGACUCCGUGCACGAUCAGGAACUUCUGACACAAUCACUACCAUCUUCUGCUUUCCGCGGCCACCUCGAACCGGGGUCUCUCAGCAAGUCCAGUAAACCCAUCGAGCACGUGCCCGAAAUCAAAGAAACCGAUCCCUUGCCCCCGCCGCUAGCGACACUGAUCAAUCUCUACGAUUUCGAGUCCCUGGCGCAGAAACAUCUGCCGCCGAACGCAUGGGCGUAUUACUGCUCCGGCGCGGACGACGAGAUCAGCAAGCGCCAGAACGCCAAAGCGUAUCAGAAAGUGUCGCUUCGGCCGCGCAUCCUGCGCAGUAUUCGGGCCGUGGACACGAGUACGUCCAUUUUGGGCAAGGCGGUCUCGUUGCCGGUGUAUAUGAGUCCCGUGGGGAUUGCGAAGUUGGCGCAUCCGAAUGGCGAGCGGGCAUUGUCUGCCGCGGCUGGUAAGGAAGGGCUGGUCCAGGUGCUGGCGAAUGGGUCGAGUUUUCCCAUUGAGAGCGUGAUGAAGGCUCGGGCGCGGGAGGAUCAGGCGCUCUUUGCGCAGCUGUAUGUGAAUAAGGAUAUCAAGAAGUCGGAGGACAUGGUGCGGAGAGCUGAUGCUGCCGGGGCGGGGGCGAUAUGGGUGACGGUGGAUUCGCCGGUGGUUGGGAAGAGGGAGAUGGAUGAGAGGUUGAAUCUGCAGGUCCAGGCUCGGGAUAAUCCAGCGACCAAGGGACAAGGCGUUGCCAAAACAAUGGCCAGCUCCAUCUCCCCGUUCAUUGAUUGGGAUAUUCUGACGUGGCUGCGUGGUCUUACUUCGCUGCCUAUCGUCAUUAAGGGGAUUCAGUGCGUUGAGGAUGCCGUUCUCGCGUAUGAGAAGGGUGUACAAGGCAUUGUUCUAUCGAACCAUGGGGGCCGAUCCCAGGACACGGCACAAUCACCACUUCUCACUCUUCUGGAGAUCCGUCGCUACGCACCCUACCUUAUUGGAAGCAAGAUGCAAAUCUUCAUUGACGGUGGCAUUCGCCGAGGCACCGACGUGCUCAAGGCACUUGCACUGGGAGCAACAGCCGUUGGACUAGGCCGACCUUUUCUAUAUGGACUUGCGAGUGGCUACGGAGAGGAAGGAGUUCGACGAACGAUCGAGAUCCUCAGACAGGAGAUCGAAUCCAACAUGGUGUUUCUGGGAGUGACUUCUUUGAAAGAAUUAGGUCCACAUCUACUGAACACGGCACGCCUGGAGAGGAAUAUGGUUGGGUCCGUGAAGCUCAUAGGUUCCUUCUACGCCUUCAUUCUCAAGCGGUCUGAGAACGUGCGCCUAACGGUCGUCGCGCGGUCAAAUUACGAUGCUGUCAAGGCGAAUGGCAUUCUGAUAGAGAGCGAAAACCAUGGCCAGCAUCGCUUCCAUCCCGAUAAUGUGAUUAAAUCCCCCGACGAAAUCACCAACUCCUUCCGCUACGUCGUCUGCGCCCACAAAGCAAUCGACCAGGAAUCCGUCGCCGCACGACUCAAGCCCGCCAUCGAUGAGAACACAACCGUGGUGCUCAUCCAGAACGGCGUGGGCAACGAGGAAGCCUUCCGGAAUCUUUACCCUCAAUCAUCCAUCAUAACCUGCGUGACAUGGGUCGGAGCCCGCCAAUCCACGCCCGGAACAAUCGCGCACACCAAAUCCGAAGACAUGCAGAUCGGGCUCUUCCCCAACGCCGCCCUCUCCUCCGCUCUGGAGCGAUCCCGUCUCGACAUGUUCGCCACGCUCCUCGAGCAUGGCCAAACCAAGUUCCAAGUCCUCGAGGACAUGCAGCGCCAACGCUGGGAGAAGGUCGUGUGGAACGCGGCGUGGAAUCCCCUGACGACGUUGACGUUGUUGGAUACGCAGAGCUGGCUGGGCUCGUCGCCCGACGCUACGCCUCUGACGCACAGACUGAUGCGCGAGGUGAUUGACGUGGGAAGGAAGUGUGGGGUGGAGUUGGACUACGGGCUCGUUGAUCGGUUGAUGGACAAGAUUAACGCCAUGCCGGGCAUCGGGAGUAGUAUGCAGACGGACUGUCUUAAUAAGAGGCCCAUGGAGAUUGAUGUGAUACUGGGGUUUCCGGCGAAGAAGGCCAAGGAGUUGGGGGUUGAGACGCCGGUGUUGGAUACGAUUCAGACGUUGGUGAGGGCAGUGGAUGUGAGGUUGAGGGCUGCGUUGUAGUUAUUUUGAUUUGUAUUAGGGUUAUAUAGGGUGGGUGUGGGUAGACUAG
This is a messenger RNA of Aspergillus steynii IBT 23096, 2488 nucleotides long. RefSeq lists its product as uncharacterized. The record is from RefSeq and is a predicted model, not a curated record. Gene Ontology annotation, molecular function: heme binding; 2-dehydropantoate 2-reductase activity. The coding region runs from base 112 to 2439 and encodes 775 amino acids. Gene Ontology annotation, biological process: pantothenate biosynthetic process. NCBI's taxonomy places the organism in Eukaryota, Fungi, Ascomycota, Eurotiomycetes, Eurotiales, Aspergillaceae. The transcript is spliced from 8 exons.